Molecule: messenger RNA, 1017 nt
Organism: Microplitis demolitor
Lineage: Eukaryota; Metazoa; Arthropoda; Insecta; Hymenoptera; Braconidae
Exons: 1
Coding region: 1-1017 (338 amino acids)
Biological process (GO): lipid metabolic process
Molecular function (GO): phosphoric diester hydrolase activity
Source: RefSeq, a predicted model, not a curated record
AUGAGUUUUAGUAUAACUAAAGUCUCCAAUAUGUUAGUAAAGUGGUAUCUUAUUUGUUCAUUUAUUUUUUAUUUUAUAAUAUCUAGUAAUCUUGUAAAAUCGUGCCACACUCAAUGCCCAAAAUAUUCAUACGAACCGUAUUUGGAACGUAUCAAAUAUUUGGUGCGAUUACCGGAUCAUAAGAAAUUGAACCAACUUGCACUCGUUGGUACUCAUUCGUCAUUAUCGUACAGUAUCAAUGAUGAACAAUCGUUGGUAAAAACUCAAAAUUUGAAUAUCCAACAGCAAUUGAAAUAUGGAGUUCGUGUAUUAGACAUUGGCAUACAUCCGCAAUCGAAUUUAUUCGAAAUCUAUACAGAAAAUGUUGAUACAAGCUUCAAGUUAUCGGAAUUAUUAUUGCAAGUUGAUAAUUUUCUUGACGAUAAUCCUGGUGAAUUCAUAAUUAUGUUUAUACGUCAAGUUUUUAUUUCAACACUAGAAGUUAACAAGAGCAAUUGUGACAUUCUUAAUUAUUACAUUGAAACUUCUGUGGGUGGAAAGCGUAUGGUAAAAAAUUGGGGGCUGAAUGACACUAUUGGACAACAUCGUGGGAAAAUUUUAUUAGCAAGUUUGGAUUAUUCAUUUGACGAUUGUACGUUGAUCCUUAAUCGUGAUUGUCAGAUCCAAAAUGAUAACGCUAUACAUAAAAAAAUGAAAAAUUCUUUUACUGUUGAGAAAAAGUGGACAGAAAUAUUUCAAAAUAUCCAACGGUCUUAUAAUAAAUCCUAUAAAUGUUAUAUAAAUGAUUUAAGUUAUUGGGACGGUGUUAAUACUCGUAAGGAUAUUGCUACAGAUGGUGGUUAUUAUCAUAACAAUGGCUGCCCUGUACCACUUAAUUUUAUAAUGGCUGAUAAUUUUCAAAAACCACACCGUGCUUUGAUUAUUGUUAUAGCUGAUUUUCCUCCUCAAAAAUUAAUUGAUGGAAUAAAUGACAGUAAUUUUCACGAUUCGUCUUGGCGAUCUGGAUGGAAUAAGUGA